Acanthamoeba castellanii str. Neff is the source of this 447-nucleotide messenger RNA. RefSeq lists its product as uncharacterized. The record is from RefSeq and is a predicted model, not a curated record. Lineage: Eukaryota; Discosea; Longamoebia; Acanthamoebidae. The transcript is spliced from 2 exons. The coding region runs from base 1 to 447 and encodes 148 amino acids.
AUGUCAGCCAUCCAACGACUCGAAUCAAACGGGCCGGAAGAGCCUGCCGCGCUCCCGCAAGAGCCAGCGUUCAGCAGGGAGGACCUGCAGUCGGCAGUGGCAGCGCAUCUACGCGACUCGGGGCGGCUGGCGUCCAUCAUCGCCAACUCGACGACAUCGCGUUCCGUGUCGCAGUCGCAGGUGAUGACGACCAUGUCGAAACGGUUGGUUCCGGUCACAGGCUGGACCGCGGCAAACCCGGAGGAUCGUAGGGAGCUGGUGCUGGAGGACCGCACCAUGCAAGCGCUCCAGGACGAGUUCGCGAUCGUUUUCGAGGACUUGUUGACGGACUCCAAGACCGUUAAGGUCGUAGAAAAGGUCACCGCCAAGGGACGCACUAAGAUUGCCAACGACAGAAGCGUGGCGGUACUGCAAAGCGGCGACGAGCUGUGCUUCCACCUUGCCUAG